AUGCGCCGCCGCCGCCGCAGGUCCUAUCCUCUGUGCGCCGGCGCCGCCGUACCCAGCCACUGCCGCCACUCAUCCCCAUCGCUGCCGCCCUCUUGCAGCCGCGCCAACCCGUCUUCUCCAGCCGCCGCCGUCGCAUCGGGCCACCGCCGCCGCAUCCAGCAGCCGCCGCCAUCGUCGCCCAUCCCCACCACAUGCCGCCGCUCCUACCUGGCGGCCGCCAUGACUCCUCCCCCAGACGGCGCCGCCGCCGCUGCGAUGUCUUCUGCCGUGUUGUCUCUCUUCGGCUGCAUGUACGCAGACGCGCCGGCUCUCCUCACCCACAUGCAGCUGGCCCCGCCAAUGGCUGGCAGCCAUGCUCCGCCCGCCCCGUCGAUGGAUUCUCUGGGCUGGUGUUACCCGUUGCCGCCACCCGCGCCUUCCCAGCAGCAGCUGCAAGGAGGAGGGGGCCAGCAGCUGGCCCAGGGCGCCGGCUGGGCACCACACUACCCGCAGGCUCUCCCCGUGGGCCACCAGGCGUUCAUUGGCGCCCCUUACCAGCCGACUGGCGCCGGCUACGGCGCCCUCCGUGCGCCGCCGCCCGUCGGCGGUUAUGGUCCACCGGUCCCGGCGCCGCCCUAUGGGGGCCUCCCGCCGCCGCCUUCCCUCGGUGGUUAUGGCCCGCCCGCCCCGCCACCGCCGAUACCUGUGUCAUGGGACCCCACCCUCCUCGCCGCCCAGCACUCCGCGUCGUCGCCGAGUAGCUCUGUCGGUGGAGGCGACUGGUACAUGGACUCAGGUGCUACUGCGCACAUGACAGCUCAUCCCGAAUUAGUCACAAACCUAGUUUCCGUUCGUCGUCUUACUCGUGAGAACCCACUUACUGUUGAAUUUGACGGUGUUGGCUUUUCUGUGAAAGACGCCCAUACCCGGAUGAUCCUUCACCGAUGUGAUAGUCUCGAUCAGCUCUACCCCGUGCACGUCGGCGCCUCCACCUCCACACAAGUCGCCCUCGCCGCCGGCGUUGACCUCUGGUUCCUCCGGCUUCAGCCCCUUGGGCGCCCCCUUCCUGGAGCGAUGCGCGGCGGCAGCCCCCGGAGGCCCCCCCCCCCUCGGCACGGUGCCUUCUGCCGCCACCACCCAGUUUUUCGACUCCCUCCCCAGAGGUCAAGUCUGACCGGGCCCCUGGAUCCCCAUCUCCCUCCUGCGAGGUUGAGCCGGUGGGUACUCCGCCCACCACCUCGGCUGGCCGCCACCCCGGCGACGGGCUCGACAUCCUCCUCGCCCGUCGCCCCCUCAGCCGCCGGCUCGGCUAGCGCCGCCGCCGCCGCUGCGGCCCCCAUCACCGGCACCGCGGCCCCUGUCGCCACCGCGGGUGCCCCCGCAGCCCCGCCGGCGCCCCUGUCGUGGCCGCGGCCCCUGCCACUGCCACGGCCCCCGCCGCCAUCGCCGGCCCUGCUGCCCCGCUACUUGGCGUGA
Aegilops tauschii subsp. strangulata is the source of this 1455-nucleotide messenger RNA. The record is from RefSeq and is a predicted model, not a curated record. Lineage: Eukaryota; Viridiplantae; Streptophyta; Magnoliopsida; Poales; Poaceae.